AUGUUUGUGCCUUCACCAUCAUUUAUCGUUCAAAAUAAGAUUAGUUUCGAUACGAAAGUUGGAGAUUAUUUCUAUUGUAGAAAGAGAUUUCAGGAACCUCCUCGACAUCCUAAUUCAAAACACUUGUAUUCACCUGAGGAUUAUUCAAAAGAGGCCACUGAAUAUUGGCUUCAAUAUGCUUCCUAUUAUACUCCAUGCUCAAUCAUUUUCAACAAUAUCUCGCACUUAGUUGAGUUAAUGAAAACAACAAAUUAUUCUCAUGUGUAUGAAUGCAAUUUGAAGUAUCGCCAGCAUAUUAUCAAUCACAACAAAAAGCAAUGGAAUAAGUUGUUUCGAAAAAUACAAGUAAAUAGAGUAAUGCCCACUAGUUGGAAUGAAUCGUUGAACUGGUUUGGAGAAACAAGUUUUUACUAA
Molecule: messenger RNA, 414 nt
Organism: Blastocystis hominis
Lineage: Eukaryota; Bigyra; Opalinata; Blastocystidae
Exons: 1
Coding region: 1-414 (137 amino acids)
Source: RefSeq, a predicted model, not a curated record